This is a messenger RNA of Bactrocera oleae (olive fruit fly), 3656 nucleotides long. The record is from RefSeq and is a predicted model, not a curated record. Lineage: Eukaryota; Metazoa; Arthropoda; Insecta; Diptera; Tephritidae.
GUUUUAGCCUGUUUUGGUGUUUUUUUUAAUUUCAGAAGUUGGCAACCAACUAUUGCCAAUGAAGUGCCAAAAUUUAGUGUAGUUGUGAAAAUUUAAAUUUUACGGUAUCAAUUAAUUAUCAAUUGUUACGUUAAAAAUAAUGUCAGGCUAAAAAUAUAUUGCUGCUAUUUAUGGUUAAAUGGUGUGUAUUUAAUUCUAUACAGGUGGUUAAUAAAUGGAGUAUAUUCACUUCAAAUAAAAUACGUUGCUUGAACCAUUUAGAAUACAAAAAAAAAAUGCAUUCGUUGACAAUUAAAGCAAAUUUUAUUAUUUUAAAAUAAAUUGCAAAUUAUAUAGUUAAUUAGAAUAUGCGAGCAAGUGUUGUGCUGACAAAUUCGCAUAUAUAAAUAUAAUUAAUGUUUACAGUUAGGCACAUUAUAUUAUCCUGAAGCUAAAACUGUUCCGGAUGACGAGUUUAAACGGUCCCAGUGGGACGGAUUAUAGCGAAAUUGUAUAAGAAUUAUAAGGUAGCAAGUGGCAGCACCACAUAUCUACAGGUACGAUCCAAAUUAAAGAGACCGGCGGCUGUGAAAACAACACGUCGAUGUGACAAUUGCAACGACAAAGGCAAUAGACGAUCAUGCACGGCCGAUUCAUCAGAUAUGUUUAGUAUUUUAUGCACAAUAGCUGCUGUUUUAUUGCUUUCCUUAAUGGUUUUGCUGCUACCCUCUACAAUUAACAAUAUUAUGACCACAUACCACAACAUUUGCGUUAUGAAAAAGGCGAAGAAUUCAUCGGCUUCAAAUUUGUCAACCCGACUAGGCGUAAUGACCGCUUCUAAUAUGUAAAAGUCAUCAAAUAGAAUAAAUAGAAAUGAAAUAGCGAUAAUAGAUAGCAUUGGAUAAUUAAAAUAAUCCUCGAUUGUGCAACAAAUGUCACAAAGUAGAUUAUGCACAUUGCUGACUUGUUUGAGCGCUGCUUCAGGAUUGCGACGUACUAGGGAAGUGACGCUAUAUCGUGGACGUGGCGUAGCUAUUGGUUGAAUAACCGAUGACGCAUGCCGUGAUGGUAUAUUAUUGAAACUAUGUAGGUGUAUUACUGAGUGCAUUGGUGAGAGCUCAACUGCACCGCGCUCCUCAAUACAAGAGUCGAGUAUAUCCUGUAGUAUCUUUAAGUUAUGUACCUCAUUCAUCAUUCUAAAACGCGUACGUGUCAGAUGUGUGGUACAUAGAAACUUAAAAACCAUAAUGCUGAUAUUUAAAUGUGGCAAGGCAAACGUGGUAAAAACUACAAAUGAUGGCCAUAUCUCUGCCGAGCGCAAUAACAUAUAACUGACCAAUAAAUAAACAAAGUUGAACAGCAAUAAUCCUAACGAAGUAACAAAUGAGUACAUCAGUAUUUUGCGAUAAUCGAGCUUCAGCCCCAAACGCAAAAAUAUAUCAUCAACCACUAAACAGUUUUGUAUGAUUGUGAGCAGUAAAUUACGCUAAAAUUGAGCUAAAAAUCAUCAACAUUGCUAUUAUGCCACUUAAAGAGAGUGUUGCAUCGCCCAAACGCGUUACGCUAGUCUGGAAGAAGUAGCUAAUGAUGGAGUCUCCUUCGCAUAGCGAUAGAAAAAAACACAGCACAUAAAAGAGGAAGUGCAAAAUGCCAGCAGCAAGUGAAAAGGCAGAAGUGCGCACUUCCUUACUAACACUCAAGCGAAAUGGUGCCAAACCGAUUAGGGAUAUAUAUGCUAACGGUCGAAGUGAUUGUAAAAUGCUAUCCGAUUGCGUUAAACGUUUUAAAAACUGCCAUGCCAUUAUGAAAGCGCACUAUAUUAUUAAACGUUGCUUUAGUAUGAACGCACAGUUGAGUAUAUAUAUGUAUAUGUAUAUGUAUGUAUAUACUCCGUAUUCGUAUCGCACGCCCAAAUAACCACCUUUUAUAGGUCAAUGUCAACCGGAAGACAAUAGGUAAAUGCUUUGUAUACGUCCGUAAGCGUCGCGCACUUGUUGAUUACUGUCGCGAAAUUCCGUAUUGUCACUGAAAUAGUUCCGAGUUUCUUGGCAUGUCCUUUGAGUUGAAUUGUAUAAAUAGUGUAUAAAGAUAUUGUUGUAUUGACGCGUCACUGAUGAACUUUCGGUUGCUCGGAGGUGUGUAGGAGUGCCGCGCUGACUUUCAAUACGACAAAUAUGGUUAGUGUAUGGUGGCGGUAAAGAGAGUUUACAUGCCAUAACGCGUUAAGAGGACAUUACCCGUAAUCGGAGUAAUUGAUGUAAUUAGCUACAAUUGCUAUCAAUAUAUCAAAUAAGUAGUGAAUUGUGACACAAUUUGCACCAACCAAAUUAAUGAAGGAUACUCUUACUUAAAUACAAACAUUCAGCUCCAAGAAGUGUACGACAGUUAAUAAAUAAACCACGAAAGAUGUCGCUGUUACGUACUGUAUUGUUGCUGGCUUUCGGUGCCACUGUCGCCUUGGCUCAACGUCGUCUAGCGUUGCCGGAUCCACGGAGUUGUGCUAAUCGUGUUCGCCAUGCCACGUACCGUGAUGCGCGCGGCGUUGCCCACUCGUACUUCUUUAGUUGGGAGCAUGCGCCGACACGCAGUCUCGAAGUCGACUGGUUGGAUGCGCGCAACAUUUGCCGUCGCCACUGCAUGGACGCCGUUUCGCUAGAAACACCACAGGAGAAUGAAUUCAUCAAACAGCGUAUAGCGCGUGGCAACGUGCGUUACAUCUGGACUUCAGGUCGUAAGUGCAAUUUCGCUGGCUGUGAUCGUCCCGACUUGCAGCCGCCAAAUGAGAAUGGCUGGUUCUGGUCUGGUUCGGGUGCCAAAAUCGGACCCACCUCGCAGCGCAACACCGGCGAUUGGUCACACACUGGCGGCUACAAUCAACCACAACCGGACAAUCGUGAGGCUGCACAGGGCAACGACGAAUCGUGCUUGUCGAUUUUGAAUAACUUCUAUAACGAUGGACUCAAGUGGCACGAUGUGGCUUGCCAUCAUUUGAAGCCGUUCGUGUGCGAGGACUCCGACGAGUUGUUGAACUUUGUGCGUUCGCGCAAUGCUGGUAUUCGUCUGUAAGGUGGCGGUCACUGGUUGCUACGAAUGAUUGCGGAUGUGUUGGUUUUACUGUUAGUUUGUCAUGGAAUGGAUUGUGCAGUAAUGGUUGUGGAUGCUUGAUCGUAAUGUGGUUGGUGACUUGUGGAACGUGACCUUUGUUGCUGUUUUUGUUUAUGUUUAUGAUUUAUUUUUAUUAUUAUUUGUAAAGUUUUGGUUUAAGGCUUACAGAUUUUUUCUCAAUUGGCAAGAAAUUUUCUAAGGUUUGAACAAAACUCUGUUUUAGUUUUUAAGUGGAAUUUGAAAUUAAUUUAUGUUAAAAUUAAAAAUAAAUCGAAAAAGUUUAUUGAAAAUAUUUCAAAUUUAUUGUAUUAUUAUUCUCGAUUUGCUAAGAAAACAAAUUUGUCGCACAUUUGUCGUUGUUAUGCCUUCUCGACACCGCUAAGUUGCCUAGUAACACGCGCUUAUGUAUGUAGUACAUAGAUAUGUAUUUAUACGAGUAAAUAACCCCUAUUUUAUUAUAUAUAAAAUAUUCUGGUUUACUGAUUUUGUACAUUUCGGCUGAUUUUUUUUCGUUUAGCGAGGGUAAUGCAUUUAACUAACUGUAAUCAAUAACACAAACAAAUUAAAAUUAA